UUUUUUAAAAUAUAAAAAUAUGGUCAGCAGAUUAAGAAAAUGCAGAAAGAUGAGAGGACAUGUUUGCCAUGGUUAUGGUAGAGUUGGAAAGCAUAGAAAGCAUCCAAGCGGUAGAGGUGUUUCAGGAGGUUUGACACAUCAUAGAAUCAACUUUAACAAAUAUCAUCCUGGAUAUUUCCAAAAAACUGGAAUGAGACAUUUUCAUUUGAAAAAGAACUAACUACAUAAACCAGUAGUUAACAUUGACAAGUUAUGGUCACUUGUUACAGAUGAAACCAGAGAAAAAUAUUCCAAAUCUAAAGAUAAGGCUGCAGUGAUUGAUGUUACCAAGGCAGGUUAUUUUAAGGUCUUGGGCAAAGGAAGAUUACCAAAUCAACCAGUUGUGGUGAAAGCUAAAUUCUUUAGCAAAACUGCAGAAAGAAGAAUUAAGGCUGUUGGUGGAGCAUGUAUACUUGUUGCCUGAUAAAAUUUAUAUACAUUAAAAACAUCUGUCAAAUACAAAUAUUUAUAUAAGAGAAUCUGUUA
Molecule: messenger RNA, 525 nt
Organism: Paramecium tetraurelia
Lineage: Eukaryota; Ciliophora; Oligohymenophorea; Peniculida; Parameciidae
Exons: 2
Biological process (GO): translation
Cellular component (GO): cytosolic large ribosomal subunit; ribosome
Molecular function (GO): structural constituent of ribosome
Source: RefSeq, a predicted model, not a curated record